This is a messenger RNA of Trypanosoma cruzi, 1518 nucleotides long. RefSeq lists its product as uncharacterized. Gene Ontology annotation, molecular function: protein binding. NCBI's taxonomy places the organism in Eukaryota, Euglenozoa, Kinetoplastea, Trypanosomatida, Trypanosomatidae. The coding region runs from base 1 to 1518 and encodes 505 amino acids. The record is from RefSeq and is a predicted model, not a curated record. The transcript has a single exon.
AUGUGGGGAUCCACGGAAGUAUGGUUUAUGCCUCAUGUCGUGUACAUUGCAGUCCCUGUAAGUCAUCGUGGUUCCUUUUUGUGUGUGUUUUUUGCCUUUUUUGUGUGUGUGUGGGGAGGGGAGGGGAGUGGGGGGUCAAGGAAGCGGUCAGGCAUUAUUUUUUUCGUCGGUGUCGCGCCGCACGCCGACAGACAAAGUGGUGUGUUUAUAGGAACCUCGGGUGUGUGGGUGGGAGCAAUGGACAUGGAUGCGUUGACGCAGCGCCAGGCCGACAAGAUUGAGUUUGUUCUUCGGGAUCUUGUGCGGGACCUUGAGCUCGUCUCGCUCCUGCCGACAAGCCUCAGCCCAUGGACACGGAAGGUGUGCCUUGAAACUGUUCGCAGCCAACUCAGCAGCGGCGUGGAAGAUGGAGUUGAGGAAGAAGAAGAUGAUGACGUACGUGUGGCGCAGCUCAUUUACGGCGUCGCCGAGCGUCACGGCGAUCCAACCGAUGUAGACGGCAACGAGGUCCUGCUGCAGAUGGCGGAGUUUGCCGAACUGGAGAAGGAAAUAUUGGAUCUGGCCACAGUGGCAGGUAGUGUGGAGGAGUCGGACCUCAAUCGACAUCAUAUGUUGUUCCGUGCCAUCCUGGAUACCCUCCAGGAGAAUGAAUAUGUGUCCAUGGUGCGGGAGUUGCAGGAGCGGCGGGCCAAUUUGUUGGUCACGAAGGCGGAAUCCUCCCUGGCGCACCUGAUCGAUCCAGGUGUAUUGGCGCUGAAGAAUGCCAUGGAGAUCCUCCUCUCCCUCGUCAUGGCACGUAACAAGACGACGGUCAACGAGGAUGUCCGCAACUACAGGAUCCUGCACGAGGCGGUGAAUAGAGAAAAGACCGCUUCCGCAGAUGUCAAGGCCCUGAAGCGGGAGUACCAAGAAACAAAGGAAUCACACAAGAAGGAAGUGGAGGCCCUCGAAACGGAGAUACAACGACUAGAGGAAGAAAUUGAUUAUACACGUAGCGUUGUCGCAAUGGAAUUAUCGGCGUUUCUUGAAGUAAAUCAACAACUGCAGGGAGAGCGCCAGAUGCAAGAUGUGGGUCACCUGGAGGAGGUGAAGCAGCUCGCCGAAAAAAAUAAAGAAACGCUGGCAACAUUGGUGAACCGGAAUCAGGAGGAAGCAAACGCAUUAAGAACGCAACGGGCCAAAAAGGAGGCUGCCGUGAGUGCUGCGAUCACGGAGUAUGAUGUGCAGAUAUCAACACUACAAGCGGCCACUGCGACCCUCAAUAAGGAGACAGAAGAAGACACAGAGGCUAUUGUUGCGCUUGAUGAAGAACUUGACGUUUUACGUACUGAAAAGAACGAGUAUCAAUUAGAGAAAUUUGUUGAAUCGAUGCGUGACAGACACUACGAGGAAAUGCAGUUGGCCAUGGAUGAAAACACUCGAACCAUCCAAGCCUCUUUUCGCGCGUACAUGGCUCGUGUGAGGUUCCAGAAGACGCAAGGCAGUUCAAAGAAAAGGGGAAGAAGGUCAAAAAAGUGA